Drosophila miranda is the source of this 1396-nucleotide messenger RNA. RefSeq lists its product as uncharacterized. Bases 254 to 853 code for a protein of 199 amino acids. Lineage: Eukaryota; Metazoa; Arthropoda; Insecta; Diptera; Drosophilidae. The transcript has 4 exons. The record is from RefSeq and is a predicted model, not a curated record.
UACAAUGCGAGACGGUUGAGCAUUGAGCGCCGCUAGAAUUCGGAAAGAUACACUACUUCAUUCCACAAAGAGUCACCAAAAAAAAGAAAAAUACGUUUCGCGAUUAAGCGGAAAUUAGUCAAGCAAAUAAUAAUAAAUUAUUCAUCUGUGUCCGUCCGUGCGAGUGAGUUUGUGCUCGCGUGCAGUCUCAAGUGAAAAGUGCCUCAAGUGUGUUUUGGGGGCAGACCAGAUCAGAAAAAAAGACAGCCCCAAGAUGAUUGAGAGACGCAGUCAACUGGACAAGAUAAUUAUCACAGCCAUGGACCGAUUCGUCUGGUUCGUUCUUCUGGUGGUAAUGUCCCACCUGGUCACGGAGUUCACCCGCGUCUCCGGCUAUGCCCGCGGCCCACGUCACGAACUUGUGCUGUUAAACGAUACGAUGCUGCAACCGAUGCCAGUACAGAAUAUGCUGCUCUACCCCAGCCACGAGUACGACCAGUACCAGCAGCGUCCGUCCAUGAACAGCCUUCAGCAGAAUGCAGCUCUCCUGUUCAGUAGCCUGGCUGCAGGGGCAGGAGCAGGUGCGGGGACAGGAGCAUCUGCUGAGCCCAGCAGCAACGCCGCCAUUCUUGCGGUGGGUGACAGCCAGCCUGCACACAAUUCGGAGCCCAGCUAUCCCCUCUUCAGUCUGCGCCCCUUAAUCGACAGCAUUUUCGAGAUGGGACGUCUGACCGGUAGCUAUCGGCAGGCAACGGCGGAAGUGUCGCAAAAAUCUGUGGCAGAAGGAACGGUUCUGCCCUUGGGCCAUCCCAGCUCCAAUCCCACCGCCGAUUCGAAGUUCUCCGUAUCGCAGCGCAGGGCAAUGCGCGAGUAGAUGGCGUAACUCAAAUCUCGAUUAGUUUGUAGUUGUGCAAGAAUGUUGGCAUUUCUCUAAGUGAAUGCUAGAGUGUUUAACGUGUGUUUUUUUCGUGUGCAUUUAUAUAGUUUGUUUCUUAAUGUUUGACUUUUGUGAUAUAUGUAACAUUGUUGUAAGACUAGCAUAAGGACGUUUAUGUCCGCCCAAAAAAGAAAAUCCAAAAAAACUAUAUGUAUUUACGUCUAAAAUAAAUUUACAAGAAAGAAAAUACGAAAAUCUCCAGAUCAAUGGAGCUCAAAUACUGCUUGCAAGUGGUUCAAGACUAAACUCAAGUGCUUUAAUUCUUGUGCCUAAAAGAUGCAGCAAAAAACAACGCAAGAGAUGGCAGUGCUUCUGAAACUGCAUGUGCUGCCGACAACUGCUUUAAUAUUUCAUGCGCCUAAAAACUGCAACAUUAAAUCAACAACAGAGAUUGCAGUGCUAUUAAAACUGUGCGCAGCCCUGUUCAAAGUAUAUAAUUUGGAAAGAAAAUAAAUAAAUAUAAAUAUAUGUGGCCCCGGA